Anopheles coustani is the source of this 821-nucleotide messenger RNA. Its product is annotated as BLOC-1-related complex subunit 8 homolog. The record is from RefSeq and is a predicted model, not a curated record. The transcript is spliced from 3 exons. Gene Ontology annotation, cellular component: BORC complex. The coding region runs from base 71 to 652 and encodes 193 amino acids. Lineage: Eukaryota; Metazoa; Arthropoda; Insecta; Diptera; Culicidae.
GAAAACAACAACAACCCCCCAGUGUUGUUUUCGUUCUUCUACUUGCUUCGAGAUAAUUUUUCGUGAAGAAAUGAAUAAAAAUAUGACGACUGUUAAAGAUCCAGAACUGCACGCCAAAGUCAAGAAAACAACCGAAAAAAUAUCGGAAAACAUGCACAUAAUUGCAAACGAACCAAGUCUUGCGUUCUACCGCAUCCAGGAACACGUAAGAAAAGUAAUUCCUCUGAUUGUGGACCGACGAGCGGAAGUAGUUCAACUGCAGCAAGAUUUGCAGGGCAAAUGCUACGACAUGGAAUAUGCCAUAGGGGCCGUAAAAGACAUAGAAGCUGCCGAUGACUCGUUGAAAAACGUUCAGGAGUUGUUGAAAAACGCAAUUUUCCUCAAGCAGCAGCUUAAAUAUGUGGAAUCGAGGAGACCCAAGCGAGACUCGAACAGUUCGGUGUACAAACGACUCUCUGCCCACAUAACGUUAGACUUGCCCGAUCUCACCGACUUUUCCGGAGUGGUGCGCGAAACUACCAACCGGGUGGAGCAUAUGAUGUCGCAGGCCAGAAAUUCAAACAGCAAUAUCAACAACAACUCCACCGGAACCGCAAGCACCACUGGAGCGGGUCCUACGGAGUUGCAACGAUCCUACACCACGCUUCAUUGAACUGUUCAUCCCGGAUCCGUUUGGUUUGGUUUUGCGACGUGUUCCUUUUAUUUCUCGCUGUGAUUGAUUGAUUAUGUUUACGAAAACUUUCCACAUUAUAACACAAUAAAGUAUUAUGGUUUCGUUUCCAUUGGAGGAAACUCAAAUAAAAAUGUAUUUAUUUACGACA